AUGAGUAAUAAAAGUAAUUAUAACGAAGACCUUUUUGAAUACAUUAAAGUAAGUGAAGACGAAGAUGAUUCCAACGCAGUUGAGAUACCUUGCGAACAUGAUGGGACUAUGUUGUUGUCAACACUUGUGGCACAAUUUCCUGGCGCGUGCGGAUUAAAAUAUCGUCACCCUGAUAGUAAAGCUACUCGCGGUAUUCGUUUGAGCGAUGGUAAGCUCCAUCCGCCUAGUGAUGCCGGCUGGGGUAAACAUUUGUACAUUUGUGUAUUUCCAAAAGAAAACAAACGAAAGAUGGAAGACGUUUCACCGGAAAAUUCUGCGGCUAAAACAAAACGCUUAGAAAAAAAACUCACUUGUUCGGAUUUGAUUUGUCUUGGUUUGCCAUGGAAAACAACUGAAGAAUCUAUAAAACAAUAUUUUGAACAGUUUGGUGAAGUUGUUAUGGUUCAGUUAAAGCGUGACAAAAACGGCUCUUUUAAAGGAUUUGGAUUUAUACGAUUUGCUACUUACGCCUCACAAAUGAGAGCUCUUGCUCAAAGGCACAAUAUUGACGGGCGCUGGGUUGAUGUUCGCAUUCCAAAUUCUAAAGAAGGGGUAGUUCCACAAAUGCCGUGUAAAGUGUUUGUAGGCAGAUGUACAGAAGAUAUGACGGCAGAUGAUUUGAGGGAUUAUUUCUCCCGAUUUGGUGAAGUAACAGACGUAUUUGUACCAAGACCAUUCAGAGCAUUUGGUUUUGUAACCUUCCUGGAUCCUGAAGUAGCUCAAAGCCUGUGUGGAGAGGAUCAUGUUAUCAAAGGUGCAUCAGUUUCAGUAUCAAGUGCCGCACCAAAAAUUAAAAGUAAAUCCAAUCCUAACUGGAAAGAUGACUCCUAUGGACCAAGUAACUGGGAAGGAGGUCGAUCUGGGUCUUCGGGUUCGGGCGGUAGUGGAAGUAACAAUAAUAUUGAUACAUUAAACAUGCAGAACUUAGGUAUCAAUCCAAAUGGUGGACCACCAGCUAAUUUCAAUUUGCCAAUAAGUCUUGUUGCCGCAGCACUUAAUCAGGCUGGUUGGGGUGGAUUCUUAGGAGGACCGGGAAAUUCAAAUAAUUGGCAAGGACCACCGCAAGGUAAUUCAGGCAAAGGUUGGAACAAUAAUCAAAAUUGGGGUCAAAAUGGUCCACCAGCCUGGAGCCAGGGCAGUAAUCCUGGUUGGUCUGGAAGUAAGAGCGGGAACUGGAAUCAAGGAAAUUGGCCUAAUGGACAAAAUUGGGGAGGUAAUGGUGGAGGUGGCUCAGCUCCCUCGGGAUCUAGCAGCGGGUGGAAUAAUAACAACAAGACCCAGACAUGA
Molecule: messenger RNA, 1326 nt
Organism: Danaus chrysippus (African queen)
Lineage: Eukaryota; Metazoa; Arthropoda; Insecta; Lepidoptera; Nymphalidae
Source: the annotation of a GenBank genome assembly